This is a messenger RNA of Hermetia illucens (black soldier fly), 2468 nucleotides long. It is a transcript of the gene Ero1L, whose product is annotated as ero1-like protein. Gene Ontology annotation, biological process: protein folding in endoplasmic reticulum. Gene Ontology annotation, molecular function: thiol oxidase activity; FAD binding; protein-disulfide reductase activity. The record is from RefSeq and is a predicted model, not a curated record. The transcript has 8 exons. Lineage: Eukaryota; Metazoa; Arthropoda; Insecta; Diptera; Stratiomyidae. Gene Ontology annotation, cellular component: endoplasmic reticulum membrane; endoplasmic reticulum. Bases 461 to 1882 code for a protein of 473 amino acids.
GACAUUCGGAGUACGUGUCCAAACCUAGAGAGUUGUGGGGGAGUAUUAGCCUCUGGUAGUCGGUACGUCGUCAAUUUCGUCAGUUUUUCAAUCAAAAUGAUCAUGCGUGUCGUCGGGAACCGCACGUAAGCUAACUCUCCAUUAUUUACCGCUGACUGUUUGCCAUUUGCAUCAGAUGCUGGCCAGCGCUCCCAUAAAUUGCAUCUUUCCUGUCUGCGGACGACCUGCAAGUGAAUUACGGCCUCAAAAGUGAAAGUUUUCUCAUAAAUAAACGUUUUUGUGAGGUUUCAGUGACGCGUUUGAAUAAUUCUUAGCCACGGUCGUUUCUUUACAACAAAUUGUCUGUUGUGUUGUUAUUGUUUUGGCUUUCGUUCGGUCGCUGCCGCGAAUGCAAAGUGCAUCGCCCACCUGAGUCGCGGUCACGACGACGUUCUUCUGAGUGGGAAGUGAAAAACGCGAAAUGUCACUGCCAAGGAAAGUGACCAAGGUUUUCCUCGGUCUUGCUGUGGCUUGGCUGGCCGUGUGCCACUCGAGUACCGGCUUUUUCUACUCGGAGCCAGAUGAUGGCCGUUCGGAGAAAAAUUGCUUCUGCGAGCUACAAGGAUCCAUCAACGACUGCAGCUGCACUGUCGACACCGUCGACCACUUCAAUAACAUGAAGAUCUUUCCGCGGCUUCAGAGUCUGCUCAUCAAAGACUUCUUCCGCUUCUACAAAGUCAACCUGAGGCAGGAGUGCCCGUUCUGGGCGGACGACAGCAAGUGCGCAAUGCGCUUCUGCCACGUGCAGUCCUGCGAGGAUAAGGACAUUCCCGAGGGACUCAAGGGACAACCAGAUCAACCAGAGUCCCCGGCACAGAAGUAUUUGGAAGAGACACAAGACCUUGGAGACUGCAACGAAGAGCUCAGUUACUUAAAUACCAGCAUAAGUCCGGCUGCCCACCAAGGCUUCCAGAAGUGGGCUGACCACGAUGCAGCCGAGGAGGAAUUCUGUAUAUUAGACGAUACGCAGAAUGGAGCUGAAUACGUAGAUCUUCUAUUGAAUCCCGAACGUUAUACAGGUUACAAGGGAGAAUCGGCGCAUAGGAUUUGGAAGAGCAUCUAUUUGGAAAAUUGUUUCAAAACUGCAAAUCAAAGUCAAAAAUUGUCAGCGUAUAUUCCGCAACUAGAUAUGUCCUAUGCUUGCAUGGAACAAAGAGCUUUCUAUCGCUUGAUAUCGGGACUCCACGCCAGUAUUAAUAUUCAUUUGAGCGCUAAAUAUCUGUUGUCGGAGUCAAAGGAUUUCCUGGAUCCGAAGGGUGUUUGGGGACCAAAUGUUAAAGAAUUUCAAAAGAGAUUCAGCCCAGAAACAACGAACAACGAAGGACCACAUUGGCUCAGGAAUUUAUAUUUCAUAUAUUUAGUAGAACUCCGGGCUUUAGCUAAGAUUGCACCAUUUUUGCGCAAGGAAGAAUUCUACACAGGAAGUCAAGAGGAAGACCGAGAAGUGAAAGUAGCUGUGAACGAUUUACUUAACGUAGUAGAAUCAUUUACUUCACACUUUGAUGAAAGCCUCAUGUUCACGAGUGGCUUAGGUGCCAUCAAAUUAAAGAGUGAUUUCCGUGAGAAGUUCCGGAACAUUUCACGCAUCAUGGAUUGCGUUGGUUGUGAUAAAUGCCGGCUAUGGGGAAAAUUGCAAACUCAGGGGCUUGGAACUGCUCUAAAGAUUUUAUUCUCUGAAAAAUUGAACUACGUGACUGAAACGAAUUCUUGGAAUAGGCAUACCGAAUUAGGAUCACUGUUUCGUCUUUCCCGUACUGAAAUUGUAGCCCUGUUCAAUGCUUUUGGAAGGCUUUCGAACAGUAUAUACGCUCUGGAAGAUUUCCGUAAACGGUUAAGACAAUAGCAUGAAAUCGGAGCAAAGUGGAGUUCUAGAUUAUUAAGCAAACAAUUGAUUCUUCAAUGUGAUUUUCAUUCCCUCUACACGUAAAUAGCAAGCCACAGAAAAACUGAAUUUGAAGGAACUUAAGUUAACACCACAAAUUCAAUGAAAUUUUUAACGAUAUAUUUUUGAAGUCUACAAUAUUCCGUCUUAUUAUCGUAAUCUUACCUUCAGAUUUGCUUUUCUACCCUCGUGGAAUGUUUCUGAAAAUGAUAUUCGUACCUUGUUAAUUGAUACUGUAAUGAUAAACCGAGUGCAAUUAUUACGUUUGAACGUGAGAAGUAAACAAUUAUCCGAGAGUGUUAGCCGCAACGCAAAUAUUCCCAUUAUUCAGCUAAAUAUUCUGCUAACAUGGUAUACGUAUGAUUAGUUUGAUUCAAUUUGACAUCACAAAAAAAAAAUUAGAUUGUAAGUGUUGUUUGUAUAUUUAAUCAUAAUUUAUUUAUUAGUAAAAACCUAAGUCUUCGUUUUUGUAUAUUUGAUACAAAACAAUUAAGAUGUAGUGGACAUUUUUUUGUAAAAAAAUAAAGUUUUACACCGAACUGCCUAA